Penicillium pulvis is the source of this 714-nucleotide messenger RNA. RefSeq lists its product as uncharacterized. The record is from RefSeq and is a predicted model, not a curated record. Bases 1 to 714 code for a protein of 237 amino acids. The transcript has a single exon. Lineage: Eukaryota; Fungi; Ascomycota; Eurotiomycetes; Eurotiales; Aspergillaceae.
AUGGCUCCUGCUCUACCUCACUCCCAGACAGGGGUUGGCAAUGGCACGAUGGCUCCCAGCCAUCAAUUCCAGCCUCCAAGUAGGCCAAGCUCUGCUCAAGGUCAACAACCUCCAAAAAAGAUGCGGAGACUUUACGAUGGCUCCAAGGAUCCGAGUGGUCCCAAUAUGAGUGGUCCCAAUACCAAGCCACGUGCGAAGCAAGCAUCCAAGAGAAAUCCUCGGUGGGUUGACCUUGUUAGGCCAUUGGAUGUGAAUGAUAUGUUUCUGAAGGACAGCUAUGAUGUGGCUACAAUCGCUCGAGACGUAUUGAUUACUGCUGGCAAACACCCAACCGAAAAGCCGCUUAAUUAUCACCUCCAAUGCCUCACGAAGACAGUUCCCGCCCUGGAUCAUUCAUCGGACUUGGCUUCUCUGAGAUGGGAUGGCAUAGAUCCGCUCAUCUAUUCACGUGACAAGCGACCCCGCAACACCUCGACGCGUCCACCUGCCCAACCAAUUAACGCGAUCGGCGCGGUGGCACCUCCAUCCUCUCACGGCGACUCCCUUCCACCUCAACCUUCUUCGUUGCUUUCACUGCCUCACAAUUCUCACUCCGCAAAAUCUAAUCCUUUCAUUUCACCCCCACCGCCGAUCCCUUCCACUCCCGACCCUGCGCCCGAGCGGGCACUAUCGAAACCCCCCAGGCGGCAGCAGAGACGCCAACUACCAAAAUAA